Molecule: messenger RNA, 798 nt
Organism: Ostreococcus tauri
Lineage: Eukaryota; Viridiplantae; Chlorophyta; Mamiellophyceae; Mamiellales; Bathycoccaceae
Product: Yip1 domain
Exons: 1
Coding region: 1-798 (265 amino acids)
Biological process (GO): endoplasmic reticulum to Golgi vesicle-mediated transport
Cellular component (GO): trans-Golgi network; membrane
Source: RefSeq, a predicted model, not a curated record
AUGUCCAACGGCGCGUUCGACGGCGCGGUGGAUCCGCUCUUCACGAGCGCCAUGCGGGCGUCCGCGGCGAGCGCGGGAGACGACGGGAGGGGAAACAUCGACGUCGAUGCGUCGUCGUGGAGCACGCUGGAUGAAUCCAUCUGGGAAACGCUCGCGCGAGACGCCGAACUCGUGCGAAAGAACUGCGUGGCGGUGCUGUUGCCCACGAAUUUCCACGCGGACGGCGCGCGCAGGCUGCGCGAGUGGGAUCUCUGGGGACCGCUGUUCUUCGUCUUGGCGCUGAGCGCGCUGCUGAGCGCGGGGACGAAGAACGCGAGCGAGACGUUUAGCGUCGUCUUCGCCACCGUGGGGAUCGGCGCGGUGGCGCUCACGGCGAACGUGCUGUUGCUCGGUGGAAGGAUUAUAUUUUUGCAGAGCGUGGCGCUGUUGGGGUACUGCGUCGUGCCGUUGGUGUUGGCGGCGGCGGCGUGUUUGGCGAGCGAGAAUAAAUAUUUUCGAACCGUCGUCGUCGGUCUCGCCGUCGCGUGGUCGUGUCGGGCGAGCGUGCCGUUCGUGAGCGCGGCGGUGCCGGGAAGUCGCAAGGCGCUGGCGGUGUAUCCGGUGAUGCUGAUGUAUCUGUUUUUGGGGUGGUUGGCGGUGGCGCGAAGCGGCGUACACGGCGGCGGCGCGACGCCCGCGCCUCCGCCCGUGGGGUUUCCGCCUCCGCCCGUGGGGUUUCCGCCUCCGCCCGUGGGGUUUCCGCCGCCGCCCGUGGGGUUUCCGCCGCCGCCCGCGUCCUCGCCCGCGUCGCCUCCCUAG